CGCCGACGGGGGUAAAUAAACCCAACACACAAAAUCGGUACCCACCAGUUUCUUGUUCUUCUGACAAUGCCUUCCCAAAAGCUUACAUCAAGAUCCCGCUCCCGCUCAAAAUCUCGAAGCAAAUCCCCGAAAAAUAAGUCUAGGAAAGGCAGCAGGUCUCAUUCAAAAAAAAGAUCAAGAUCUGCUUCCAGGAAACGCAACAAGUCUAGAAAAAGUUCUGCUUCCAUAAAGCACAGUCAAUCCAGAAAGAGGACUGCUUCAAAAAAGCGCAGAAAGUCGAGAAAAAAGCGAAGCGCAUACAGGAAGAGGUCUGCUUCCAAAAAGCGUAGCAAAUCUAAGAAGCACAACAGGUCUAAGAAGCGUAGCAAAUCCAGGAAGAGGUCCGCUUCCAAAAAGCGUAGCAAAUCUAAGAAGCGCAACAGGUCUAAGAAGCGUAGCAAGUCCAGGAAGAGGUCCGCUUCCAAAAAGCGUAGCAAAUCUAAGAAGCGCAACAGGUCUAAGAAGCUUAGCAAGUCCAGGAAGAGGUCCGCUUCCAAAAAGCGUAGCAAAUCUAAGAAGCGCAACAGGUCUAAGAAGCGUAGCAAGUCCAGGAAGAGGUCCGCUUCCAAAAAGCGUAGCAAAUCUAAAAAGCGCAACAGGUCUAAGAAGCGUAGCAAGUCCAGGAAGAGGUCCGCUUCCAAAACGCGUAGCGCAUCUAAGAAGCGCAACAGGUCUAAGAAGCGUAGCAAGUCCAGGAAGAGGUCCGCUUCCAAAACGCGUAGCACAUCUAAGGAGCGCAACAGGUCUAAGAAGCGUAGUAAGUACAGGCGGAGGUCUGCUUACACAAAGCGCAGUAAGUCCCAAAAAAUGCAAGCUUUCAGAAAGUCUAUGAGUAUGUACACAAAAAGUAAAGGCAAUACCAUGAUAGGUAUGGUCACGUCUGCCAUUACCGCUAACAGGACCAAAGGUGCAUCUGCCCAAGCCAUCAGAAAGUAUGUUUGUACACACUCUAGUCUAAAAGGAGCCUUGCUGAACUUUAUGGUGAAAAAGACGCUUACAGCUGGCGUCAGAUCCCAUUUCCUUUCCCAUCCAAAGGGUUCUACUGCAUACAAACUUACAGCUAAGAGGGGCAAGAAAUGGCGUAGGGAGGCAUUGAAGAGGGCAAAUGCUAGACGGCAUAGAAACAGGUCUGCAUCAAAAAAGCGCAAGACUGCCAAGAAGUCCAAGAAGGCAAAAAAGUCAAAGAAGACCAAAAAAGCUAAAAGGUCCCGCAAAAGUCGUGCACCAAAGCGGAGAGUUGCCCGCAAAGUUGCUCGUAGGACGUCGAGGAGACGCAGAGCAAUGAGAGCCAAGUAAGCUACACAGCCGUAGCUUAACAACCCCGGCCCUUUUUAGGGCCACCAAAUACCUCGAAAUGAAGGUACCGUCACAUAUUGUCUAUAUC
Molecule: messenger RNA, 1423 nt
Organism: Ruditapes philippinarum (Manila clam)
Lineage: Eukaryota; Metazoa; Mollusca; Bivalvia; Venerida; Veneridae
Product: serine/arginine-rich splicing factor 4-like
Exons: 1
Coding region: 67-1335 (422 amino acids)
Biological process (GO): nucleosome assembly
Cellular component (GO): nucleosome
Molecular function (GO): DNA binding
Source: RefSeq, a predicted model, not a curated record